Molecule: messenger RNA, 3508 nt
Organism: Portunus trituberculatus (swimming crab)
Lineage: Eukaryota; Metazoa; Arthropoda; Malacostraca; Decapoda; Portunidae
Gene: MICU3
Product: calcium uptake protein 3, mitochondrial-like
Exons: 13
Coding region: 309-1796 (495 amino acids)
Biological process (GO): mitochondrial calcium ion homeostasis; calcium import into the mitochondrion
Cellular component (GO): uniplex complex
Molecular function (GO): calcium ion binding
Source: RefSeq, a predicted model, not a curated record
AUUCUCGAGAGUUGAAUAUCAUACUUGUUGAUCCAUCAGUGAAAAAUAUAUGUAUAUGAGGAAAUUGUGUGUUUAGACAAGGGCAUAUAUUUCUCGAGAAGUGUUAGUCACUGGUCUAAGAGAAACAAGGGAAAAUUAUUAACUCACAUUCAGUAUUAAUUGCGUAGAUAUAAACCAGUGGUAGCAAGAUUAAGGUUGAGUAUGAUGAGUUAAUAUCAAUAAAGGGAUAGUGAUUCUGUGGUGAAUAGUGAUUGGCAACUUGGCAAGGCAGUGCCGCGCGAACGGCUGACCACCCCACAACAAUAGAAAUGGCAGCGAUCCUAGGACGUCUGUCCCGCAGCGCCACGAUAUCAGGCCGCCAUGCCCGCUGCCUCAGGACCCUCAAGACCCAGGCCUUUCGAGGCAGUCGUAUCACCAGCAGUACCACCUAUCUCUGUGGUGUAGCCGCCGCUACCUCGGCCUACCUGGGCUGGAGGUGGCUACAUGGAGGUGCCGUGGUGCAGGCAGCCAAACCACGUCGUCAUAUUGAUGAGUCAUCGCUGCGUGGCCUGAAGCUGAACCAUCGAGAAAGGCGGUUUAUCAAGUUUUCAUCUGUUGAGUAUCAGGGUCAGUUGUACAUGUCACCGCAGGACUUCAUUGAGUCUGUAACAGACUCUGAACCACGCCCUCGUCUAAAGAGGAGGAUGCUGACAGAGAAGGAUCUUGAACAGUUUGCACAGGAGACACCAGUGCUCUCCAAGGGUUCUCCAGACAUGUUCCGAACCAUAUUUGAUAAGGGUAUAAUUUCUUACACAGAAUACUUGUUCCUGCUGUCAAUCCUCACAAAGCCUCAGACGGGUUUUCGUAUUGCUUUCAACAUGUUUGACACUGAUGGGAAUGAGCGCGUGGACAAGGAGGAGUUUCUUGUGUUAAUGGACUUGAUCACUGCUGGUGUUUUCCGAGCCUAUGCCUCUUGGGUGUCUGACACAAUCCACAAUGAAAACCCUGACUCAGAGAAGGCCAAGAAACUGCAGUCAACGAGGCAGGUCGUAAGUCAGCUGCUGGUGGGCCGAUCUGUAGACAGCGUCCGUGUGGGGCUUGAGAAGAUCUUUAGCACUGCUCGGAGAGACCGUCUGAAUCGAGCCUUGGAGGGGGCAGUGAAGGCCAAUGAUGCAGAUGCUGAUGAUGAAGUGGUGCUAGAGGAUGAACUGCAGAAGAGUCAUGUUGUGGAUACUACCCUCCUCCUCCACUUCUUUGGGCGUAAGGGGAAACAGGAUCUCAAGUUUGAAGAGUUUAAAAUGUUUAUGGAAAACCUCCAGACUGAGGUUCUGGAGAUUGAGUUCAAUGAGUUUUCCAAAGGUCUUCCUGCAAUAACUGAGCUAGAUUUUGCUAAGAUCCUGCUGCGCUACACCUACCUUCAGUCUGACCAGUAUGAGAUGUACUUAGAGAGACUUCUGGACCGCAUCCCAGAAGGGAAAGGAAUUACCUUCUCAGAAUUCAAGUCAUUCUGUCAGUUCCUCAAUACCUUGGAUGACUUUGCCAUCGCCAUGAAGAUGUACACCCUUGCUGACCAGCCCAUCUCCCAAGAGGAGUUCCAUAGAGCAGUCAAGAUCUGCACUGGUGCUGAGCUGAGUCCCCACAUUGUGGACACUGUGUUCAAGAUCUUUGAUGACGAUGGUGACGGCCAACUGAGCUACAAGGAGUUCAUUGCCAUCAUGAGGGAUCGGCUGCAUCGUGGCUUCAAGCAAACCUCAAGGAGUGAAGGGUGGGAUGCCUUCAAGCAGUGCGUCAAGAGUGAGAUGAAGGCCGUGGUGUGAAGACCUGAGGUGAUGAUUCCAGCAACAAGAACCCUCUGAGGGGUGGGCAGGUUUCAAAGCAUGUGUCAAGAAUGCAAUGAGGAGCCAACAGCAGCAGGACCAGCAGCCCUCCCUCACCUAGGCCCUCCAGACACACUUGUUACAGAGCACUGCAAUGACAGUUAUCAUUCACAAAAUGCAGUUUUCAUGGUCUUGAGUGUGUAUACACAAAUGUAUUGUAAAACUAUGUACUUAAGUAUUUAAAAUUAUAUGAUUGAAUUGUCAAGCUGAAAUGUAUUAAGAGAAAAGCAACCAAAACCUUUUUGGUUUUGGAUAUUAAUAUUGAAAACUUUACUUGAGCUCUGUUCAACACAAAAAUGAAAAGGUCAACAAAUCAGCUGCAUCAUGCAAGCUCCGUCCACCAUCUGAUGGUUUUUGCACAAGACAAUAACUUGUCAAGUACAUCUUACAAACAAUGUAGAUUUACUAUUCUCUGGUGCAUCAAAAGUGCUAUAAACAUAUAGGAGUAUUAAGCUUGUUGAUUGCAUGAAAUAACUCAUUGUUAUGUAUAGAUAAACAAAUAUUUAAGAAACUUUGAGAUAAAAAAGCACAAAUGUGAAUUUGUUCACAAAAUGAUUUGUUGUGCAUUCAAUAUGCCAAUGACAGAACUUUCUAGGAGGAAAAUUUCCUUUAGCUCAGACUGGUCUGCUUUAGGAAACCUUAAAGCUCAUGCUGCAUACAAUGCUUUUGUGUCACCUGAGUAAAGAGGAAACUGUCCCUAAAUGUUUUAGCAAUGAAAGUCAUAUUUUCUUUCCACUAAGAAAUCUUCAACUCUGAUAGUUCUGAAGAUUACAGUGGACUUAUUUAGGAGUGAAGCACAAAGUUGUAUUACUAUAAAGAAAAUAAUGACUUCAUGCUGUGUAGAUAUAAGUUUGUUUUCAUCUAGUCAAAGAAUUAUAUGUACAGAAUCUUUAUCCACCGUAUUAAAUCUCUGAUCUGAUGUCUUAUGUACAUUGCUUGUUGAAAAGAUAUUGUACUGUUGUUAUUUAUAUUAUGUUGUUACUUUUUAUAGUGAAUACAUAUAAAUUCUAACUGCUUCAGAUUUAAAGUAGCUAAAAUAAGUAAUUUGUACAGAAUAAAAUAUGAAAGGUAAGGCCAGUUUAUACAGAAAAUACUAACAAAAAUUGGGAAGGGAGAUGAAGAGAUUGUUAGUUGUUAUAAAAUUUUACUACAAAGUCAAUACCCUGUCCCUUCUUAAAGCAUACUUAAUAUAGUAAAAGGUUUUAAGCCCUGAAACAGUUUUUAUAAAAAGAUUCCAAAAUCAUUGUAUAAUAUUGGUAAAAAAAAAAAUUUUUUUAAUGAUCUAGAAAUUUUAAAGCUAAAUGCAUUUCCAGUACCUUAUUAGUACUUGAUCCAAAUAAUGGUUUUGAGUGUCAGAUAAAUUAUAAUAUAUAUAUAUAUAUAUAUAUAUAUAUAUAUAUAUAUAUAUAUAUAUAUAUAUAUAUAUAUAUAUAUAUAUAUAUAUAUAUAUAAUAACUAUUAUAUUGGCAACAGAAACAAUGUUUUUCAAAUCUUGGGUGAUUCCAACAAAGAAUUGUGAAAUUGUUGAAUUAUAUUGGCAGACAGUUCAUCUAACUGUAGAACACAAUUAAGUUUUUCUGCAUGAUAAAAUUUUUUUAAUUCUUAUACUGAUACAUUUCAUGCAAACUGAAAUAAAGCAGAUUAGAAACUAA